AUGGGGCCGCCGCCGGGCUCGGGCCGAGCCCCGCGGGGCCGGCGCGGGCCGGGGGCCGGCGGCGAGGCGCGGGGGUUCGCCCGCAGCCUGGGCGGCCUGGCGCUGGGCCUGCUGCUGGCCGGCGCCUACGGGGCCCUGGCGCUGCUGGUGCAGGGCCACGGGGCCUGGCACUGCCUGGGCGCCGCCGUGCUGCUGGGCGCGGGCGCGGGCCUGGGCAUGGCCUUCUCCAGCAGGGCGCGGAUGCUGGUGCUGCUGGCGCUGCCGCACUUCUUCACCCAUUAUAAAAUUGAUUAUUUCCUGCCAUAUUAUGAGACUGAAUCUUUCCUGGCAGAUUAUGAGAUUGAUUAUUUCCUGGCAGAUUAUGAGACUGAAUCUUUCCUGGCAGAUUAUGAGACUGAAUCUUUCCUGUCAAUUUAUGCAACUGAUUAUUUCCUGUCAGAUUAUGAGACUGAAUCUUUCCUGUCAGUUUAUGCGACUGAUUCUUUCCUGUGCAAUUAUGAGACUGAUUCUUUCCUGGCAGAUUAUGAGACUGAAUCUUUCCUGGAAGAUUAUGGGACUGAAUCUUUCCUGUCAGAUUAUGAGACUGAUUAUUUCCUGUCAGAUUAUGAGACUGAAUCUUUGCUGGCAGAUUAUGAGAUUGAUUAUUUGCUGUCAGAUUAUAAUACUGAUUCUUUCCUGUCAGAUUAUGGGACUGAUUCUUGCCCUUUCUUCGCAGGGGAGGGGAAGGUGCUGAUCAUGAUGCUGGCGCUGUGCCUGACCGUGCAGGGCCCUGGCACCAAUCUCCUGCACAACGUCUCCCAGGUCGCCAAGGCGCUGUCAUGUGGCGCUGAGCUGGCCCGAAACCAGACGGCCGAGCGGCUGCAGCGUGCCAAGGAGCCACUGCUGAACGUGCAGAAGAAAAUUAAGGAUAUCGGCCAGAAUGCCAAGGUGCUGGGUGACCGUGUCCGUAAGUUCGUCCGCUCCAUCAUGGACUCCACCAGACACGUUGCCCGGGCCCUGCGCAAUGUUUGGCUGUGGCUGUCGAGGGCCGGGAGCAUCUGCAACCGUGAACUGGGGGACCCCAAGAGCAGAUGCUUUCGCUACAUGGACAAGACCAAGGACAGGUGCGAGCGCGCCUUCCCACUCCUCUUCCACUUCUGCUACGUUGUCCUCAGCUUCAAGGCCCUCUGCGGCAUGAUGAGCACUUGUGAGUCCCUGUCCCUCUUUGCUUUCACAUUCUGCACCAUCCCUAAAUUCAUCCAGACCUUCAUCCGGAUCAACGUCGCAGCCCCCCUCACUACUGCCCUGAACCGUGUCCGCGCCGAGUUUGAGUUCAACAUCUCGGUCGUGCACCACUUCAGCGUCAACCUCAACGCCAGCAAGAGCCUGGGGGAGGUGUCUGCCGAUAUGAUGGAGGCCGUGAAGCAGCACAUGGAGCCCUACCACCAUGCCCUGGAGCUCUUCUCCUACGUCUCCUUCUUGGCCAUCCUCUUCUUGUGCUACUGCGCCGUGCGCUACCGGCGCCGCUACCUGCGCGACGACACCUUCGACAACGUUUACAUCACGCGGCGCUUCGUGGAGCUGGACCUGCGGUGUGCAGAGCAGGGCAAACCCACCGUGCUGCCCCUGUCGUCACUGGAGAGGGGCCGCUACAUCCCCCCAGGUGCGCUGUGGCUGUCAAGGAGGGAGCGACGCCAGUAUGGGCUGCAGCUCUUUAGCUUCCUGCGCCAUACGCUGCUGGGGUUCAGCAUCAUCCUGGCUGACUACGGCAUCUUCUGGCUACUCGACCUGUUCCGGCACCAGCUGAGCGCGGAGAUAGUUGCCAAGGCGCCGUCGACCAUGACCAUCAGCGUCAACGGGACGGGCUACACCAGUGAGAUCUAUAAGGAUCUGGUCUCUGCCUUCAACGCGCUGCAGGAGGGCGAGGUCUCGGUGCUGUCCCAGGUGUGCCUCAUCGAGCCCGUGGAGCCCGACCACAGCACCUACAUCACCAUAGGAAUCCUGUACGGUAUCUGGCUCUUCAUCUCCAUCUUUGGUUCCUACAUGGCACGCCUGCGCCGGGCAGUGUGUGCCGCCUACUUCCCAUCCCGCGAGCAGGAGCGCCUGGCCUUCCUCCACAACAUCAUCCGGGCACGGCGGGAAUGGGUGAUGUUUGCCCUGCGCCAAGUUGGCACCCGGCGCUUGGCCGAUACUGGGAAAAGCAGGUUCUUCCUUAUCCUCAUCUCCAGGUUCCCUCUGCUAGCUCGCCUCGCUCGCCGCUUGGGCAUCCAGCGCAAGCACUGCCUGACCUGUGGGAUGGCAGAGCAGCCGGAUUUCACCGCCUGCAUCACACCCAACUGCACAGGGCUGUAUUGCAGCGAGUGCUGCAGAAUCCUGAACACCUGCUCCGUCUGCAUGGCCCCCCUGAGCUCCCCGGCCUCUGGGGAUGAGGAGAUGGACUCCAGUGAUGAGGAGACACCAGGGCUGUGGCUGGGCACUGAGCGGGCACUGCGGGGCCAGGAACGAGGGCGGCGGCUGCUGCAGCGCAUCAAGGACACGAUCGAGGGCUGGAGGCUCCCCUUUGGAACGGCGGCCCGGCUGCAAGAGCAGCUGCAGGAGAAGGAGGAGGAGGAGAGCGAGCGGCUGCUCUCCAGCCGCGACUUUGACGAUGAGGAGCAAGCGGUGGGAAGGGAUGAAGAGCUGCAGGAGGUGCUGGUGGUGCAGACCCCCAGCCGCGCUCCCUCCCCGCUGGAGAAUCCCACCGACAUCAACUCCGUGGGAGAAACUCCCCGCGCUCGGAAACGUCCCAACACGAGUGAGCUCCGCUGCCCGGCACCGCUCCUGUCACGGCCCGCGGGCGGCGGCAGCGGUGCCCACGCCGUCCUCCCCACCCAGCCCUGA
Messenger RNA from Lonchura striata (white-rumped munia), 2859 nucleotides. The record is from RefSeq and is a predicted model, not a curated record. NCBI's taxonomy places the organism in Eukaryota, Metazoa, Chordata, Aves, Passeriformes, Estrildidae.